This is a messenger RNA of Xiphias gladius (swordfish), 1339 nucleotides long. Its product is annotated as regulator of G-protein signaling 21-like. The transcript is spliced from 5 exons. The coding region runs from base 21 to 617 and encodes 198 amino acids. NCBI's taxonomy places the organism in Eukaryota, Metazoa, Chordata, Actinopteri, Istiophoriformes, Xiphiidae. The record is from RefSeq and is a predicted model, not a curated record.
GAAGGAGAGGAGAUUGAACUAUGAGAGAGAAUCCUGGCAGUCAGUCAGCCCAAAGCAUGGCAUUCACAGACUGUCUGACAACCGCUGACCUGUUUGCAGAGAAGAAGGGGAUAAAGAGCAAAAACUGGAGAAACAGAUUAAGAUUUCUCUUGAAGACACACUCUUCCCAGUCAGUAUUACAUCUAAUGAAAAACAGAUCCUACCGGCCAAGUGCUGAUGACGUGAACCAAUGGGCGCAGUCACUUGACAAACUACUCAGUCAUAAAUAUGGGAAAGCCGCCUUUUGUAUCUUCCUGAAGUCUGAGUUCUGCGAAGAGAACAUCGAGUUUUGGACAGCCUGUGAGGAUUUCAGGACACUCACGUCGCACAAAGAGCUGGCGUCCAAGGCCAACAGCAUUUACGAGGAGUUCAUUAAAAGUGAAGCUCCCAAGGAGAUAAACCUGGAUUUCCACACCAGAAAUGCUAUCGUGCAGAGCCUCCAUGAGCCAACCAUGACCAGCUUCCUGGAAGCUCAGAAGAAAGUCUACAGUCUGAUGGAGAACAACUCCUACCCCAGGUUCAUCCACUCCGCCCUCUACAAAGAACUGUGUGUAGCUGCCAAGCACAUUAAGUCCUAGUCAAACUAGACUCCCGUUCCUGAAGUCAUUUGUUUACCACUGUGACUGUGUGAACAGGCCAGCGAUGAUCUUCAUUCCAGGCACUGCCUCAGGAUAAUAGACCUGAAUGCGAAUCCUGAGCAUGAACACUAACGGCGAGAGUGGCAAAUGCGAAACUGAAGCCAUUUUCACUCUGCGCUGCUUUCACCAAUGACGUUGCGAUGACUAGUCUGGACGCUACGGUAUAUAUGCCGCUGCGGGCAGUGCACAGCAUUUCGACAAGAUUGAAUUACGGUUAGAUUUUCUUCACUGGGCCCUUACCUGAACUUUCUUACUAUCCUAUUAGAACUUGGUGUUUUGAGCAAUGAUGCGGUUCGAGAAAAUGCUGCUGUAGAGCCACUGCAUUCAAAGACUGGGUCUGUCAAAGCAAUUCACACUUGCAGCCGCCCCGUACCUCUAACCGACAAUGCUUUUGGAAUGUUUUUCAGCUGAGUCACAGAUAUACCCAGAACUUUCUAUGUGACCGUGAUUUUUAUUGCCAUAUUGCUCUGCUGGAUUUGCAUCAGUUUACACAAAAAGUGCAAUUUGAAUUUUGUAUAAUAUUUGCAAUUUCCACUGAAGGCUGUAUUUGGCAUGAAGUGACUGUGACAGUGUUAUUUAUUGUAAAUAUUGAGAUACUGCAUGACGUGUUGAAUGUGAACUAAAGUGUGGGGCAGCUGGACUGCUCGAGAAAUAAACUUUAU